ACAGCGAAUCGAUUUAAUCUUAGGGUGCACAGCCCUUUGCGGUUUGUGGUUAUAACUACCACUGAAUUAACGUAGUUCAUAUCAUACUGUGGCGUUGCCACUGGCACCUUGCGUGAAAUUUGCGCACGGUCGAAUUAAGUCUUUAAUGCUCUCGCUCAUGUGUGUAUGAGCGGUAUUUUUACAUUAAAAACGCAGUUUGAAGUGUAUGUAAAAUAUUAUACACAAUGCAGUACCAGCAAGCUCCUUUUGUGCCACGGAGCACACCUCCUCCAAGGAUGGUCACGAGUACGGUGAACGUGCCUGUAAAUCCUUCAGCGGGUGCGGUAUUCCGUCGUCAGAACACUGCGGGUCGUUUUAUGGGAACCAAGCUUGUCAAUGAUCAGCCUCCUUUCAAGCCUUCACCUGGCUGUCGUGUGCCUAUGAUGAUGCCUCGUUGCUCCACUGCAAGUGUGACUCCUAAGAACAUGCCUGGCUACAAUGCAUACCCUCAGGGAACUCCUCUUCCUCAACCCAGGUCAACGCCUACUAACAUCAAGACAGUUGUUUUACCUCAACACCGUCAGGGUACUACUCCUUCACCUAUGCGUGUGGUAGCCCGUGAGACUUCUCCUAUGGUCAUGCCUCGACAGGCUACUGCUGCAUCUAGGAAAAGCUUUGUACCGAGCUCGUAUGUUUCUAACGUCUACCCGAGCUACCCUCCUGCUGGUCCCAGCAGGGCGCCCACUUCACCACUAGUCCGUCAGCAGCGCUCCAACACAGCGUCAUUCACUCAACAAUCAGGCAUACCUAGACCUCAGGGCCACGUUGCAUUCCGUGGUAGAAACCAGACCAAGGGCUCUUCUGCUCAGAGGCGUCCUUCUGUGUUCAAUGAGAUGGUAACCAAGAUAAAGGAGAACGUUCCAAGUUUUCCCACGGUAGAAGCCAAGGAAGCAGCUCAAUUGGUUGGUGGUUUUGUUUCUGGUACUCUCAGUGUCCUUGCUCACAUUGUUGGUGACAUUCGUGGCGACAUUAUAAACGGGCUCUUCAAGCCAGAGGACCCCAGUUACGACGCUGCUAAGGCUUACUACUAUGCCAACAACAACCAUCCUCCCAUGCCCACUGGUAUGACUCAGCGCAUAGACUACAUUGAGGAAAUUGAGAGAUGCUCCCAAGCGCGUUCCAACAGUCGUCAUCGUGUUACUCCUAAAAAGCCUCAGGCGGUGCCGCAACCUCAGCACCAGGUGUUCCCGGAGCCUUUACGGCAGCAGCCUGCGUUCAAUCACCACCAGGGUGCUCCUGCCGCUAGGCUUAAGGAGCGUCCAACUGCAUUUGGUCAGGAUCCUAACAUGUUUGCUAUGAUGUCUGAGCGUUCUUUGGAGGAGUUUUUAAACGAGGGAUACUUGAGCUCUGCUCCUCCUUCUAUUCCUAGAUAAGUUUCUAUGGGUUCCGUGAAGCCAUUGGGACAACUUUUUUUUAUUGCUGCGUUAUAUCUAGUUCAAUCAUUGAUAU
This is a messenger RNA of Babesia bovis T2Bo, 1488 nucleotides long. RefSeq lists its product as uncharacterized. The record is from RefSeq and is a predicted model, not a curated record. The transcript is spliced from 2 exons. Bases 225 to 1412 code for a protein of 395 amino acids. NCBI's taxonomy places the organism in Eukaryota, Apicomplexa, Aconoidasida, Piroplasmida, Babesiidae.